AUGGCGCCUAUUGGGCCUGCGAAAGCCGAAGGCCCCGGGAGCCCGGCGUUUUGUCCGCGGCGGACGUCGAGCCGCAGUAGCACCCGCUGUGAGUCGCCACCACCUCGUGCUUUCACACCGCUGAGCGAUACCGCUCCCCUCAUUUUAGGCCGCACUUCCCCAGAGCCACCGCGGUGCCACAGUGCAAGUGGUGACUAUUGCGCCUCAUCGCGACCGCCAUGGCGUCGGCGUGUGCAGCACAGGAAGAAUCUUGCAGAGGAGCAUCAGCGUGAGAUCAGCACGAAAAUUGCUGAGCUGGCCAAAAGGAAAGAGCCACAAUAUCCAGAUGGGCUUGAUUCCGACGGUCUGAGUUGCCUGUUUCGAGGCUACACCGCUUCUGUCCUGAAGACACAGCGGACGGCGCAUCCAAUGAGAAAGGCUGCCUGGUCAUUCGUGUACAGGGCCAGGGCAUCUCCACAGCCAGAUGUGCCGAGUUCUGACAACGUUGCGCCGAUCUUCCACCGCCAUAAAGAGGAGAAGCGUGGUACGUGCCGGCGCCUGGAGCCAUCGAAGCCACGCUCUCCACCGAUUGCUGGUUUGCCUCCAAGAAGAAUGCAGUCCUCAACGCAGCCGCCAAGGGGAGACAGCUUUGAGCCGGCUCCUGCAGAAUCCUUCUGUUUGAUGCCUUUACCGGUCAUCCAAGACUUCGACAUGCCUCCCUCUCCAGAUUCAAAGGAAACCCAGCUGAAGACCGCAGCGCUCACAAGGCAAGCGAGCCGGGAGUCAACAGGUUCACGAGUCGAAGAAGGAGAUACCGACAUCAACGAUAGGGCACCGCAGCUCGCGCGUGCCAAGACGGUGAGUCAGGGACAAGGGAGCAAGAACGCUUCGAGUGCACCCGAAGAUGUCGAGGCUUUCGAGGAGCCUGGAUCUGGAACGCCUCCAUCCUCCAAGGUCGCGUUCAGGAGACAGGGGAGCAAAAGCGAGCUCCAAAUAGAGCAGCAGGAGAAGGGAUUGGAGGUCUUCUACCGAUUGGCCGAGUCCAACAAGGAGCUGCAUCACUCUGAGCUUCCCAGGGCACUGCGGAUGAUGGGGUACAUGCAGCCCAAUGACGCUUGGAUCACGGACCUCCUGCGCGCCAUCACGAGCUUCAACACUGUCCAAGUCAAUGAGUUCCUAUCGCUCGUACACGGAUAUGCGCAGCGGCAUCAUGAUCAACGCGCCGCAACCUUCGCCAAGUACGAGGAUGGUCACGGGCACAUGAGCCGCGAGGGGCUGCAGAAGGCCAGUCGAGACUUCGGCAUCGAGCUUCUGCCGUAUGUGGUUGAAGAGGUGGUGGCCGAGGUGAGUCAGGGCUUUGCAGACCGCGACUUGUUGGACCUCCCUCGCUUCGAGAAAGCCAUGAAUCUCAUCCUUGGUCGUGAGGGGUUCUCCAGGCAAGAGCAUGAAGAAUUCGCCAAGCUGUUCCUCAUGCACGACAGGGACGGCUCAGGUGAAAUCGACAGCUCCGAGCUGAUGGUGAUGCUGCAGUGGUUGGGAUUCUCAAGCUGCGUCUCUCGGGCCCCGCAGUUGCUGAAGCAGGUUGAUCGCGACGGAAAUGGUGAAAUGAAUCAGAUGGAGUUCACGGCUUGCAUGCGCCUGGUGCGGGAUGUUGAGCUUCGAGCAGUGAGAAAGUUGAUCCAGGAGGUGCAUGGUGACGGCAGUGGAACGCUUGCCGUGUCAGAGUUUCCGGCCCUGCUCCGGGCACUCGGAUACGAAACCUGGGAUCCCAAGGUCAUCGGCGAAACUCUUGAAGAUGUUGGUUUGGCAUCGAGGAAGGAGCUGGAGCUGGGUGAUACAUGGAGAAUCCUGAUCGAGUAUCGCCGCAAUGAAGGCUUCUGCAAGGAGGAUCGUGAGGCGCUGGAGUCCGUCUUCUACCAGCACGACGAGGACCGCUCCGGGGAGCUGGACAGCCUCGAGGCACCCUUAGCCUUGCGCAAGCUCGGCUUCGCCGUGGGGUUCAACGAAGCACAAAGUUGGCUGCUGAAGGUAGAUGUCGACGAGACCGGUGCUCUGAGCCUGGAAGAGUUCAUAAAGCUCGCGCGAAUGCUGCAGUCCAAUGAAAUGAUGCGCUAUGCGUCCGCAUUCAGGGAAAAGGCUGCUUGGGGGCCAUGCUCACGGCGGAGGGCUGCGCGGCUGCUUGCUUCCUUCGGCUUCACGGCCGAUGUCCAAGUCUUUGGUGUGGACGAAGAUGAGGAGGUGUCAGAAGACUGCUUCUUGAUCGUGUGUUCCAGGCUCUUUCAGGAGCGACGGAAAGAGUGCAGACAAAACGGCGGUUGGAAUUUUGAGCAGAUGCGGCUGCUCAAGAAGGUCUUCGAAACCUACGAUCCGCACAACAACGGCUAUGUAGGGAACAAGGAACUAAUCCGUCUUCUGUCUGAGAUCCUCCCGAACCUCUCAAGAGAUCCAUUCUUCCGGCCGGAGUUGAAAGCAAUCCUGCAGAAUGUGCAAGUCGAGGGCACCGGACGGUUAGGCUUCCAUGAUUUCUUGUCACUGGUGCAGCUUUGCCGGUCGGCACAGGAGAAGAUGGUCGCCCGAAGACAGCAGGCUGCGAUAGAGGACACAGGAUUCACUCAAUCGGAUGUCCAAGCCUACCGAGAUUUCUUCCUUGCUGCCAGCGCGAACAGCAACACAGUCACGUUCGAGGAAGUCUGGGCUUUGUUUCAUAGCACUACGCCCUUGGGAAAUGGCUUGACCGAGACACUGCAUGCAGCCUUCGAAGAUCAACUGAGGCUACGCAAGGACGACCAAGGCGAGAUGCAAGACGAUGUGCUGGAAUUCCCGGACUUUUUGAGGUUGGUGAAAGACUUGGAGGACACGAACUUUGCCGGCCUGGCGAAGGCUUGA
Molecule: messenger RNA, 2865 nt
Organism: Symbiodinium sp. CCMP2592
Lineage: Eukaryota; Dinophyceae; Suessiales; Symbiodiniaceae
Source: the annotation of a GenBank genome assembly